GGGCUUCGAAGCUCCCGGCUGCCACUACUGCCAGCAUACACAUCCUCAGAUCGUCUUCAAUACCAGACUGCUUGAUAUUUAAUAUGAGCGGGUGGGCAUCCUAGAAGCUUUUGUAUGAGCAUACGUCAAAACCUUUUUCCAUAUGGAACCACAGCCGCUGGGGUCCGAGUCUCCUUCCACAAUAAGGAGUCCCAAUACACCGUAAAUCCAGACGUCAGCUGGCCGAUUUGUUUUACUGGGUGCCGACAAGGCGACGCGAUGCCAUCAUUAUGCUUCCUCCUAUUAGUGACUGUCUGCAGCAUCGGAAUCCGCAGUCAACAAACGCCCCUCAAUAAUUUGCCAGCAUGUGGUCUCUCAUGCCUUCUCGAUACCGUUCCCGCCAGUGGAUGUUCGUUGACCGACAAUGCGUGCCAGUGCUCGAAUCCCGACCUUGCCAUCACAACGGCUGCCUGCUUGCAAGCUAAUUGCACAAUGCAGGACACACUGGAUGUCGCAAGAGUUCAGGCUAGUGUUUGUCAACUCCCGCACACCGAUCGCGGGCGGGAAACUUUAAUCAUCGUCUUCUCCAUGGUCGCAGUUGCCUUUACGGCAUAUCUGCUCCGCAUGGCUUCAAAGCUCACGACUCAUAAUCUGGCCGUGGAGGACACUGUUAUCACGACCGCCGUGUUUCUCACCCCGGUCCCCAUCGUCUGUGUUAAAUAUAUCUACAUUGCUGAAGUCGUCUACGUUGCCGUCUUGGCCUUAACUAAAGCCUCCAUCAUCUUGAUGUACAUCCACAUAUUCCGCUCCAGUAUCACCUUUCGCCGCUGGUCCUACGCCGUCUUGUCGAUGCUCAUCUUAAGCACCAUUAUCAUUACGCCGCUCACCAUUGUCUCGUGUCGUCCAGUUCAAUUCUUCUGGGACAGGGACAUAAAAGGCGGCACCUGUCUUGACAUCAACGCCCUGGCCUACGCACAUUCGGCCAUAGCCAUCUUUUUCGACAUCAUCAUCAUUACAAUGCCCAUCGGGAUGCUCUGGCGCCUCAACAUGCCUACAAAUCGCAAAUUUCAGAUUGGUAUCAUGUUCGCCAUUGGUGGGUUUGGGCUCAUCGCCACCGUGCUGCGUUUACAGUCACUUCUUGUCUUUGGUAGCUCGCUCGAUCCAACCGCAGACUACGUGCCCGUGGUCUACUGGACCACAGGGGAGCUGGCCGCCGGAAUCAUCUGCAGCUGCCUGCCAGCUAUCCGCAAGCUGUUGGACAAGUCUACAAGGAGACUCGUCGACAGCGUCAAGUUGAGGAGUAUCAAGAAAACAGGCCUGACGCCCUUGUCGCCGUCAGCGGCAUCACAUGGUGCACACAAGUUGCUUUCGCGCGACUGCAGUUCGGGCUCAAAAAGUGCAGGCACAAACGGGUAUGAGCAAAUGGAAGACACAUCUGGAAGCCUUCGAGCAGAUGGGAUUGACGCGGAAAGCGGAUCUGAUCAAUUCUUGCCAAUUCAGGGCGUUUAUGAGCCGCCUGACGAGGUUCUGCGUGUAACGUAUUGGGGUGAGAGGGAAAGUGAUGGUUGA
This is a messenger RNA of Verticillium dahliae VdLs.17, 1548 nucleotides long. RefSeq lists its product as uncharacterized. The transcript has 5 exons. Bases 115 to 1548 code for a protein of 477 amino acids. The record is from RefSeq and is a predicted model, not a curated record. NCBI's taxonomy places the organism in Eukaryota, Fungi, Ascomycota, Sordariomycetes, Glomerellales, Plectosphaerellaceae.